This is a messenger RNA of Raphanus sativus (radish), 2773 nucleotides long. Its product is annotated as G-type lectin S-receptor-like serine/threonine-protein kinase SD3-1. Gene Ontology annotation, molecular function: ATP binding; protein serine/threonine kinase activity. NCBI's taxonomy places the organism in Eukaryota, Viridiplantae, Streptophyta, Magnoliopsida, Brassicales, Brassicaceae. The record is from RefSeq and is a predicted model, not a curated record. The coding region runs from base 368 to 2668 and encodes 766 amino acids. Gene Ontology annotation, biological process: protein phosphorylation; recognition of pollen. The transcript is spliced from 2 exons.
ACAGACCAAGCCAAACUUCAAUUAAAGCCUUCUUUACAAAAUGUUUUCCCCUUUACCAUCAAUCAAAGCCACUUCCUCUUUCACACUAUAGCAAAACCUUUUUUUAUCAGAUUCACCACUUUGUAAAUCUAAAGCUAAAACCGCUUUAGAUAUUCUCUCAAAGUAUCCUCACAACCACUUGCUAUCUUCUUCUUCUUCUUCUUCAACAUUUCAAUUUAGCUUCAGUCCUCAGGAAAAGACGUCUCUUUCAAUCUCUGUUUACUUUCUCCAUCGACCUGCUACUGGAAAUUUGAAAAACAGAGAGGUUUUGGAUUUUGGAACGAGAUGUUGAGAUUAAAACAGAGUCUCUGAAUCAGACACAACAAAGAUGCUUCUUCUUCUGCGACCUCUGUUCCUGUCUCUCUCUCUCUGCCUCCUCCGGUUCGCGGUUUCGGAGAUUCAGCUCGGUUCUAGGCUCGUGGUUGGUGAAAACGCCUCGUGGGUAUCUAAAAAUGGAGACUUUGCGUUAGGGUUCUUUAACCCUCCUGAUCUGCCUAACCGGUUUAGCAUCGGUAUCCGGUUUAACUCUGCAUCGAUCCCUUCUGAUGAUGGGAGGAGACAAGUGGUUUGGGUUGCUGGAGCAGGUGUUUCUGUCUCAGACAACACCUCUUACUUUGAGCUGACUCCUGAUGGGGACUUGGUUCUGUUUGAUUCUUCUUUGGGUGUACCGGUUUGGACCAGCAAGACCAACCGGUUCUCUGUUUCCUCUGCUUUGUUACGUGAUGAUGGUAACCUCGUGUUGUUGAGAGGUGGUGAGGAGGAGGAGAUUGUUUGGGAGAGCUUUGAUACACCUGCUGAUACUCUGCUUCCGAACCAAAAGCUCAAGGCUUUUGAGAUGCUUAGAGCUGCUAGCGAGAGUUCUAGGUCUAGCUAUUACAGCCUUCACAUGGAAGGUUCCGGGAGGUUAGAGCUUAGGUGGGAGAGUAACAUCACUUUCUGGUCAAGCGGAAACGAAGCAGAAGCUGCCGUUAAGAAGAAGAUUGGUGCUGUUCUUACUCCAGAGGGAGCUCUGUCUCUCGUGGAGGAACAAACUAAACCGGUUUGGUCUGUUUUUGGGGAAGAUCAUAACGACACUGCGACGAAGUUCCGGUUCCUCAGGCUCGACAGGGACGGUAACCUCAGGAUGUACUCGUUCCACGAGGAGUCAGGAGCCUGGAGACCUGUCUGGCAAGCUGUGGAGAAUCAAUGCCGUGUCUUCGCCACCUGUGGAUCGCAAGUUUGUUCCUUUAACGGCUCAGGCUCAGCAUCAUCCCCUCAGUGUACUUGUCCUUACAACACCUUCGCGUCGGUAUCAAGCGCCAAGUGCUUGACUCCUUACCAGAAGCUGAGCUGCAAGUCAGGUUACAGCAUGGUGAGAUUCGAGAACACGGAGCUGUAUGGGAUUUAUCCGGCUAAUGACUCUGUUGUCUCUCCGGUUAGCUCUCGGAGAUGCAAGGAGAUGUGUUCGGAUGAUCCUGAUUGCACUGCGGUGACUUACAAGAAUCCUCAGUGUCUCGUGAAGCUGACUAGAUACGUUAGUGGCUACUCUGAUCCGUCUCUGAGCUCGGUGUCUUAUGUUAAAACGUGUUUAGACCCAUUGCCUGUUGAUCCUCCUUCAAAGAAGGAAGCUGCUGUAGUAACGGAGAAGUCUCGCAGCGUCUGUCUUCCUUGUCUUAUCAGCGCAAGUUCGGCUACGUUUGUUCUGUUUCUCGCUUUCCAGGUUGGUGUGCUUGUGUACAUGUACAGGAGGAAGAAGAAGGAAGAUGUGAAGAGAGCUGAACGGUUCUCUAAGGUGAGAAACAACCCCAAAGGAGUGGUUGUGUUCUCUGUUGAUGAGAUCAAGGAGAUGACGAAUGACUUCGAGGAGAACAUAGGACUAGGGAUGUUCAAGGGAGUUAUUACGUCUGAGUCUGAGAAUGAACUCGUUGCGGUUAAAGAAAUGGAAGGGACGGUGACGGAGGAGAGGAAGUUUAGAAGCUCUGCGGCGAAGAUAGGGACAAUGCAUCACAAGAACUUGGCAAAGCUUGAAGGCUAUUGCUGCGAGCGAGGGAAGAGGUUUCUUGUUUAUGAAUACGCUAAGAACGGGUCUGUGCUUGACCACGGUGAGAGUUUCGUUUGGAGGAAGAGAGCAGAGACGUGGCUAAGCGUGGCGAAAGCUCUAUACUAUCUCCACUCGGAGUGCAGAGAGUUUGUUAGUCAUGGGAGCUUGAGCUGUGGGAACAUUCUCCUCGGUGAUGAGUUUGAAGCUAAGUUGAUAUUAUAUGGAUUUGGCUCGUGUGCUGCUGAUAAGGACGUUGAGGAUUUUGGGAAGGUGGUGUUAGCUUUGGUGACUGGUAGGUAUGAUGAGGAAGGAGGAGUGGUGAGUGAAUGGGUGUAUAGAGAGUGGAGUGAAGGGAGGGGAGAGAAUGUUGUGGACGCAAGGUUAGCAGGUGAGUUUGAUGUGGAGGAGGUUGAGAGGGUUUUGAGAAUCUGUUUCUGGUGUGUUCAGGUUGAUGAGCGGUUAAGACCAUCUAUGGGGGAAGUGGUUAAGGUUUUGGAAGGUACAUUGUCUGUUGAUCCACCGCCACCGCCUUUUGUCUGUGUAAGAUCAUCGUCGCCUACUAACUCAUCAGGGUCUGGUCAGUCUUUGUAUGAGUCUGUAAGAGAGUGACGUUAGUAUUGUAUAUAGUCUUUUGAGGAUUCUGAUUUAACAAGUUGUAGUGAAGUAUGAUGAUUCUUGUUUCUUUUUUUUCUAUUAAGGUCUUAACCUUUGAUC